GCGCAUGCGCCUCAGCUGUCACGACUCGAACAUCGCUGCGGCUUCUGCGGUGGAAACAUGGCGAUGAGGGCGCUCAGAGGGAUGGUGAACGGGGCCAUGAGCGAGUUUUCAUCGGCCGUCAGCGGGAACAGACCGACGGCCGCCGCUCCGGUCCACCCGGCCGCCGCCGCCGCCGCCUCCAGGGAACAUGCGAUGGCUGUUAGCCGGGAUUACAUCUCCCAGCCCCGCCUGACCUAUAAAACUGUUUCUGGAGUCAAUGGUCCUCUGGUGAUUUUGGAUAAAGUCAAGUUUCCAAAGUACGCUGAGAUUGUCCAUCUCACUUUGCCUGAUGGUACCAAGAGGAGUGGGCAGGUGCUGGAGGUCACUGGCUCCAAAGCUGUGGUGCAGGUGUUUGAGGGCACUGCAGGCAUCGAUGCAAAGAAGACCAGCUGUGAAUUUACUGGAGACAUCUUACGGACGCCUGUCUCUGAGGACAUGUUGGGGCGUGUGUUUAACGGUUCUGGCAAACCCAUCGACAGAGGACCGGCAGUGCUGGCAGAAGACUUCUUGGACAUCAUGGGCCAGCCCAUAAACCCCCAGUGUCGCAUCUACCCAGAGGAGAUAAUCCAGACCGGCAUAUCUGCCAUCGAUGGCAUGAACAGCAUUGCUAGGGGACAGAAAAUCCCCAUCUUCUCUGCUGCUGGGCUGCCACACAAUGAGAUCGCAGCUCAGAUCUGUCGACAGGCCGGUUUGGUGAAGAAGUCCAAGGAUGUGAUGGACUACAGUGAGGACAACUUUGCUAUUGUUUUUGCAGCCAUGGGGGUCAACAUGGAGACUGCCAGGUUCUUUAAGUCAGAUUUUGAGGAAAAUGGAUCCAUGGACAAUGUCUGUCUGUUCCUCAACCUGGCCAAUGACCCCACCAUUGAGCGAAUCAUCACUCCCCGUUUAGCUCUGACAUCAGCAGAGUACCUGGCCUAUCAGUGUGAGAAGCACGUCCUCGUCAUCCUCACCGACAUGAGCUCCUACGCCGAGGCCCUUCGAGAGGUGUCUGCUGCCAGAGAGGAGGUGCCGGGCCGCCGAGGUUUCCCUGGCUACAUGUACACUGAUCUAGCCACCAUCUAUGAGAGGGCCGGCAGAGUAGAGGGCCGCAACGGCUCCAUCACCCAGAUCCCCAUCCUCACCAUGCCCAAUGAUGACAUCACCCAUCCUAUUCCUGACCUGACCGGUUACAUCACUGAGGGACAGAUCUAUGUGGACAGACAGCUUCACAACAGACAGAUCUACCCCCCCAUCAAUGUUCUUCCAUCUCUCUCUCGACUGAUGAAGUCUGCUAUUGGGGAGGGAAUGACCCGCAAAGACCACUCUGAUGUUUCCAACCAGCUUUAUGCAUGCUAUGCCAUAGGGAAAGAUGUCCAGGCCAUGAAGGCGGUGGUGGGAGAAGAGGCUCUUACUGCUGAUGACCUGCUAUAUCUGGAGUUCCUUACUAAGUUUGAGAAGAACUUCAUUUCCCAAGGAGCCUACGAGAACAGGAGUGUGUUUGAGACUCUGGACAUCGGAUGGCAGCUCAUGAGGAUCUUCCCCAAAGAAAUGCUGAAGAGAAUCCCUCAGAACACCCUGGCUGAGUUCUACCCCCGAGAAUCCAAACAUUAGCUACACACACACGCACACGCCCAUCCACACACUCCACUUCCUGUCCUCUAAUCCGGCUAAGGUCUCACUCUGUAUAUACAGUGUAGUGCUGUGACGCUGUAACCAUGCCGAUGCUUGCUGCUUUCAUCUGACGUUGAGGGUAAAUCAUCCCGGCAUAAACAGGAGAAAAAGAAAUGGACUUUUAGAAGUUUGUCUCCAGAGUAAAUGUCAGGAGCUUCCUGUGGAAAAUAAUAUGUACACUAAAUGUGUGUCAAGAAAAUGAUUGGGACAUAAUUCAUAAAAAGAUUUAUGAAUUAUAGAGGGCGCACACGUCAGCCACUAGAGGGCACACACGGCAGAGUUGAAGUCCAUCUGAGGGAUCGGUUGUGAAGUGUACAGGAACGCUGUUAUUUACUGAAUGUCUACAUCAUUUCUGUCAUCGCAUGAAGAAAACUGUGUGCUUUGUGUGUUCCACAUGUAUUCUUUCUGAGGCACAGAAAAUCUGAUUGAAUCUCAGGAAGUCAGAGUGAGCUAAAGUUGAGUAAAAAUACUGAAAGAAAACUGCGAAAAGGAGCAAAUCAUUCAAUCAAACAGCUUAAUUUUGAUAACUUAACCUUAAUUAAACUCACCUUGUUCUGCUCGGCCCAGUUUUGCUCUUCUAACUGAAGCAUUUAAACUUUUGGUUAGACUCUCUUACCAGUUGCAAAAAUAUCCUGUAUAGAUGGGUUUAUAACGGCGAUCUAGACGCAGUUGUUGCUGUGUAUUUUUGAUAUCAUUUUGUAAAUUUGCUCCAUUGUUUAUCCAUGUCAACUAUGACAGCUCACAUAAAGGAAAGCAUGAAAAAUGCUUUAUAAUACCAAAUAAAUGGGCCUGAGCUUCUCAAAAGCUUCUGAAGAUUUUUGAUUCCCAUAAAAAAUUCUGCCAUUCAGCAUCUCUGUCAAAUAUCUAAUCUAUCAUAAAGAAACUGUUUGUUGCUCUGAGUUUAUAAGCAGCCAGCUAGAUGGAUGCAUUUUAAUGCCCAUAUCAGUAUAAAAUCAGAUAACAAGCCAGCCGAUCCAUUCAUGGAAACACAAGUCAUUCCUGGUUCCUUCAGCUUUUCUUGACAGACUCUUGUUAUCGAGGUGUCAGUCAGAACGGGCUCUUAUCCAUAUUAAAGAUACAGGACAGUCUGAGCUGUGCAGCUCCAUUUCUCUUUACAUAUGACAGAAAAAACAGGACAACAUGCAUUUAUCAUGCAAAUAGACAGACUGGGUUCUGGAGACAAAUCUGCCUCGUUUAGAACCAGAGAGAAAAAACUUCAGCUUCAUGUCAGAAAACAGGAAGUAGACACCAGUGGAGGUAUGGAGCCACUCCUGGUUUAUUGUUGUUGACAGGUAAUUGUGGAAAAAAGACUAUUUCUCACUGAUGUAUUUAAAGCUGUAGUUUUAUCCCAACCUAGAUUGCAGAUGCAGAACUGACCAAAUUAACUUUAAUUUAUAAUUCUGUUAACAUUCCUUUCAAAAUGAAAAGGUUCUCCUUAGUUUGUGUGUGAUUAGAGCACACAUUUAAGAUCUGAUGUGACUGACAGAAAGUCAGCUGAUACCUUGGGCUGUCCCUGAAUAGAUAAUCAACAUCAUAGAAUGAAUGAUACAUUUAAAAAUAUACUGAAAUUAAUUGAUCUCAUCUCAAUUUUUUCUGUUUUUCUUUUGGUGGAAAUCUGUUAAAUGUUCAGUUCUGUUCUCAGCGCCUGUUGUGUUUUAUUUAGAUCAUGUCAGAUAUGAAGAGAACUCAAUCAAUGAAACUAAAGCAUAGAAUGUCUUCUGGCCUUUUAAAAAAAAGUUUUUAAUUCAACCGUCUUUGUUUAUGAGUCCAGCAGAGUUAAGAUCUGUUUGGACACAAAAAUAUUGAAUGAAGUAUGACUUUGUUAUAAAGGUUCCUUUGUUCCCUUCAAACCAUGAGUUGAAUUACUAUGGAUUGUAUUUGGGUGUGAGCGGUUGACAUUGAUUGUAAACUCAACAUGUUUAUUUGUGUGUGUUUCAUUGCUGUCUUUAUAUGGAACAUCUGCUGCUGAGUUUUAGUUUUCUCCUUCAGCUCGUCCUGUGAUUGGUUGGAUGUGUAUAUCUGAUGUCAUCAAUUAUGUCUGACUUUCAUUCUCCAUCAACAGUCCCACUCUGUAUGUAUUUUGUAUUUCUGAAAAUAUUUAUUUUUCUUCAGAUUUACUUAUAUCAUCAUUUAAAUACAUUAGAUUUAAGAUCAAAAGUAUAUUUAAAAGUUACACACACACAGACACGCGCCCCACCCCCACACCCACCCACACACACACACAC
Xiphophorus couchianus (Monterrey platyfish) is the source of this 3914-nucleotide messenger RNA. RefSeq names its product ATPase H+ transporting V1 subunit B2 (gene atp6v1b2b). The coding region runs from base 58 to 1629 and encodes 523 amino acids. The transcript is spliced from 14 exons. Gene Ontology annotation, cellular component: proton-transporting V-type ATPase, V1 domain. NCBI's taxonomy places the organism in Eukaryota, Metazoa, Chordata, Actinopteri, Cyprinodontiformes, Poeciliidae. Gene Ontology annotation, biological process: ATP metabolic process; vacuolar acidification; proton transmembrane transport. Gene Ontology annotation, molecular function: proton-transporting ATPase activity, rotational mechanism; ATP binding. The record is from RefSeq and is a predicted model, not a curated record.